Strongyloides ratti is the source of this 1224-nucleotide messenger RNA. RefSeq names its product BTB/POZ-like domain and MATH domain and TRAF-like domain and BTB/POZ fold domain and BTB/POZ domain-containing protein. The record is from RefSeq and is a predicted model, not a curated record. Lineage: Eukaryota; Metazoa; Nematoda; Chromadorea; Rhabditida; Strongyloididae. Bases 1 to 1224 code for a protein of 407 amino acids. The transcript is spliced from 4 exons. Gene Ontology annotation, molecular function: protein binding.
AUGGAUUCUAAUAAUAUUCAAGAGGGUAGUGUAUCACCAGAUAAUGAAACAAUAAAUGUUUCACAUGACGACCAUGUUGUGAUUAAUUUACAUGAAUCACAAUCUGAAACUUCUCGAAAUGAAUUAUCAUUAGCUGAGGGUAUCCAUGAUUAUGAUGAAGAAAAUGGUGAGUUUACACAUAAUGCCAAUUCAUUUUCAAAUAUUUCAUCCAAAACAUCAAGUGAAACUAAACUUAAUCAAGAAAUGUGGCUUAGCAAUUAUUUAAAUUAUAUACAAAAAGAUCAAGUAACAGAAAGAACAAUUAGACUUAAUAUUAAUAAUAUAUCUUAUUUCUCUAAAAAAGUAUUUACUCCAUUUGCUAAAAUAUGUAAUAUUCCUUGGAGAUUAACUGCAAAAACAGAAUGUUCUAAAAGGACAAAUGAGAAAAAAUUUUUUUCUGCUUAUAUUGAAUGUAAUCCAGAUAGUGAGUCAUGUUUAUGGUCUUGUUCAGCAAAUGUUACACUAAGAAUACUUUCAACAAAUCCUAACGAUCCUCAUAUUGUAAAAAGUUUUUAUAAUAAUUUUAAUUAUACCUCGAACAAUUGGGGAUUUCCUGGAUUAGUUGAAUGGGAUAAAUUAAUUGAUAGCAAUAAAGGUUAUACUACAGGUGAUAAACUAGUUCUUGAAGCUACAAUAUCUGUAAAAAAUAUAACAGGUAUUAAACAGGUUAAAACUUAUGAUUUUACACAAACUCAAAAUUUAACAAGUGACACAUUUAUGAAUGUAGAUGGAAUAAAUAUUAAAGUUAAUAAAGAUUACUUAUCAUUAUAUAGUCCUGUAUUUAAAGCAAUGUUUUAUUCAAAUUUUGCAGAAUCAACUAUGGAAACUAUUACCAUAAAAGAUGUUAAUAUUGAUCAAUUUAUUGAAUUAUUAGAAGUUAUUUAUCCAUCUCAUAAACCUAUUUCAACGGUUAACGUUGAAUUUUUGUUAGAAUUAAGUGAUCGAUUUGAAAUAUCAUAUGUUUUAAAUCAAUGUGAAAAAUUUUUGAUUAAGACAAAUGAAAUACCAAUUAUUUCAAAACUUGCAUGGUCUGAUGCUUAUUGCCUAUCUAAUUUACAAGAUGCGUGUAUGUCAAAUUUUAAAAAAGUUUCUGAUUUAAAAAAUUUAAAAGAUACUAAAGAAUAUACAAAUUUAUCAAAUUCAACAAAAGCUGCUUUAUUAGAGAAAAUGCUUAAAUUAUUAUAA